UCCCCUUAAGGCUGCAGGCUUUCGCUUUCACUUCCUCCUCGGAGACAGACGGAUCCUCGGGUGCUUGCGGAUCAUGGCGCUGCUGGAGAUGUGCGGAGCCCCCCGAGGGCGAGGGGACGACUGGGCAUUCCCCGACGCGGGAAGCGGGCUUCGCUCGGACCCUGGACACUACACUUUCUCCAUGCGAUCUCCAGAGCUCGCCCUCCCCCGAGGAAUGCAGCCCACCGAAUUCUUCCAGACCCUGGCCAGGAAUGGAGAAUGGGACGCGCGGAAUGAGAUGGUUCAUGGUACCACCACGCUGGCCUUCAAGUUCCAGCAUGGAGUGAUUGUGGCCGUGGAUUCCCGGGCCACGGCUGGGAAUUACAUUGCUGACACAAGGGUGAACAAGGUGAUUGAGAUUAACCCUUACCUGCUUGGCACCAUGUCUGGCUCUGCGGCAGACUGUCAGUACUGGGAGCGGCUGUUGGCCAAGGAGUGCAGGCUGUACUACCUGCGAAAUGGGGAGCGGAUCUCAGUGUCAGCAGCCUCCAAACUGCUUUCCAACAUGAUGUGUCAGUACCGGGGCAUGGGCCUCUGCAUGGGCAGUAUGAUCUGUGGCUGGGACAAGAAGGGCCCUGGACUCUACUAUGUAGAUGAAAAUGGGACCCGGCUCUCAGGAAGUAUGUUCUCCACGGGCAGUGGCCGGCAGUUUGCCUACGGGGUCAUGGACAGUGGCUAUCGGCAGGAUCUCAGCCCCAAAGAGGCCUAUGACUUGGGCCGCAGGGCUAUUGUUCACGCCACCCACCGAGACAGCUAUUCUGGAGGCGUUGUCAAUAUGUACCACAUGAAGGAAGAUGGCUGGGUGAAGGUGGAAAGCACAGAUGUCAACGACCUUAUGGACCAGUACCGGGAAGCCCUUCAGUAGUGGUGGUGGCUGCCAGUAGCCUACGCGGGGAAAGCUGGUCUACUCAGGGACCUGGGCCAGCUUAUGCCCCAGGAGAGGAGGGGCCUCGCCUGAGCCCAGAAAUGGAGGACCAGCUGCCAGAGAUGCUGGGAGGAGUUUAUACUUUUGUGUGUUCUCUAUUUCCAGAAAGACCUCCCUGCACUUUCUGGGGCGCCACAAAGCAUAAUAAAGGAAAAACGGU
Talpa occidentalis (Iberian mole) is the source of this 1124-nucleotide messenger RNA. It is a transcript of the gene PSMB8, whose product is annotated as proteasome 20S subunit beta 8. Gene Ontology annotation, molecular function: threonine-type endopeptidase activity. The record is from RefSeq and is a predicted model, not a curated record. Lineage: Eukaryota; Metazoa; Chordata; Mammalia; Eulipotyphla; Talpidae. Gene Ontology annotation, cellular component: proteasome core complex. Bases 74 to 904 code for a protein of 276 amino acids. The transcript has 6 exons.